CCGAAAUUCUCAGAGAAGAGUUAGAGGAAAAAAGAAGAGAGAAAGGAAUACCAGUGGACUUGAUCAUUGAGGAAACUUCUGGCUAAAGGAUCGAUUAGAUUGCUUGCGGAAAGAUAAGGUGUUGUUAGGGAUCGUGAAGGAGUCUAAUUGAUUACAAUUUCGGUGGAUAUUCAGAAGAUAUCUAUCUGAGGGAAUGUCAAGGCGUGGUACUAGGAGACGUACUGGUACUGGGAGAGGUGGCACCGAAAAUGGUGGUCCUAUUGAUGGAGAUAAACCACAAUUAGGAAAUCAGACUGUGAAUGUGAAUAUGGCGCAGCUGACCCAGUUAAUAGCCCAAGCAGUCGCUGCUGCUAUGAAUCAAAAUGUUGGACAGGUCAACAAUCAUAAGAGCCAAGGACCGCCUGCUGAAACUGAGGAAGAUAGGUAUAGAAAGGUUCAGUUUCAGUUCAAGAAGUUGAACCCGAAAGAGUUUUCUGGAAAGUAUGAUAACCCAAUGAUAGCCCAUGAAUGGAAGGAUGAGAUGGUCAAGAUUUUUAGGGCCAUAGGACCUUCUUGCACAGAAGUCUUUAAACAGAGAUUAGCUACCUUUGAGCUCACUAGAGAUGCUCAUAAUUGGUGGACUUCAGCUUCACGUGGAUUGGAUCAUGCCACCAUGACAUGGACAAACUUCAUUCGUAUGUUUGAUGACAAGUAUUUCCCUCAGAGUAUUCGAAAUGCUAAGGAGAAAGAGUUUCUUUCAUUUAAGCAGGGUACUUUAUCUGUUACAGAGUACGAGAUUGAAUACUCAAGAUUGUCGAUGUUUGUACCUCACUUGGUAGAUACUGAAGAGAAAAAUAGACGUAGGUUUGUUUAUGGUCUAAAUGUUGUGUAUCAGAGGCAUAUUGUUGCAAAUCAUAUGAUUGACACAUAUGUUAGAGCUGUUGAAUGUGCCAGAGAGUUUGAGAAAUAUUUCUUGGCUCAUAAGAGGGAUGAGGAAUACUUGAAGAAGGACAAUAAGGUUGACCGUGCAUCAAAAGUUUCUUCAGGUCAACAUGGAAGUGGUAAGAACCAGCAGACCCAGAAUGUCACUCAAAAAGGUGAUCAGCCAUGGAAGAAAAGGAAGGGGUAUUGGAAUCAAGGGAACCGUGAUCAGAAGAACAGUGGUAAUGACGGGGCAGUAGUACCAGCUGAGGGUGAGGCUCUUGCUGUCAAACCAAUUAACUUCUAUGGGUUUUGUUAUAACUGUCGUGAAAGGGGGCACAAGGCAUCUGAAUGUACCAGAGAGAAAGUUUAAACAGCAGAUAGACAUGACCAACCAAACACUGGGGUUGCAAACCGUAAUGUGCAGCCUCGUGGCCAGGGUCAACUCUUUGCUGUGCAACCUUCUGAAACGGAGAAUGCUACUUUGGGAGGUACUUUCUUUAUUUUAGGAGAGCCUGUUAACAUUUUAUUUGAUACCGGAGCUACUCAUUCUUUCAUUUCUGCUAAGUUAGUUCGUAUGGUAAAUCUUUCUAUGAAAGUGUGUGAUUUUCCGUUAUGUGUUUCCACCCCUACUAGUAGUAUGGUAGAGUUGAGUAACAAGGUCGAUGCUUUUCCUAUUAUGAUUGGUGAUGUUGAUCACUUGGAGGAUCUGUAUGUGCUGGAGAUGGUUUCUUACGAUGUAAUAUUAGGGAUGAACUGGUUAUCUUCUAAUUUUGUGCAAUUGGAUUGUGCUGACA
Papaver somniferum (opium poppy) is the source of this 1697-nucleotide messenger RNA. RefSeq lists its product as uncharacterized. Lineage: Eukaryota; Viridiplantae; Streptophyta; Magnoliopsida; Ranunculales; Papaveraceae. The record is from RefSeq and is a predicted model, not a curated record. The coding region runs from base 194 to 1273 and encodes 359 amino acids. Gene Ontology annotation, molecular function: zinc ion binding; nucleic acid binding. The transcript is spliced from 4 exons.